This is a messenger RNA of Camelina sativa (false flax), 327 nucleotides long. Its product is annotated as F-box protein SKIP17-like. The record is from RefSeq and is a predicted model, not a curated record. NCBI's taxonomy places the organism in Eukaryota, Viridiplantae, Streptophyta, Magnoliopsida, Brassicales, Brassicaceae.
AUGGGUAGGGAUGUAAGCCGUGAUGACUGCAUAGACUCUCUGCUCGAGACUCUGAUAUUGCGAGAUUGCAAUUCUCUAGAGGAGAGAGAUGUUUGCCUGUUUUUGAACUCGUUACUCAUAGGAAACUUCAGAUUCAUUCGACACAUUGACGUUUCAAAUGAAGCCGGAUUGAUUUAUGGCAACAAGCCAUGUAGCAAACCAGUGUUUCCUCUGGAAAAGCUGAAUGAAGAAAGACCAGGGAUCACUUUUGUGGCAGAAUUUAGAACACCACCAGCAGCAGGAUCAUCAUCAUCAUCAUCAUCAUCAUCAUCAUCAAUUUGUUGUUAG